Messenger RNA from Trichogramma pretiosum, 689 nucleotides. Its product is annotated as S-phase kinase-associated protein 1-like. The coding region runs from base 184 to 534 and encodes 116 amino acids. The transcript has 2 exons. Gene Ontology annotation, biological process: SCF-dependent proteasomal ubiquitin-dependent protein catabolic process. Gene Ontology annotation, molecular function: cullin family protein binding. The record is from RefSeq and is a predicted model, not a curated record. Lineage: Eukaryota; Metazoa; Arthropoda; Insecta; Hymenoptera; Trichogrammatidae. Gene Ontology annotation, cellular component: nucleus; cytoplasm.
GCGAGACACUUUCACAUGUUCAUUUUCAUAAGAAGAAGAUCGACUUACAGAUUACUUUAAUGGUCGUGGACUAGGCGUAAAUGCUGCUAAAGCAGCCUUUUUACAUCGACAGUUAAAGUUGAAAUUAUGGCUGUGCGAGUACUCGAAAUAACUCUAUAUGGUAUAUGGUAAAAACAAUCGUAUAUGGUAAAAACAAUGAUUGAAAGUUUAGGCGAUGAAGAAUUGGAUGAAGUUCUUCCUCUAAAAAAUGUUAAGUCUGAUACUCUGGAAAAGGUUAUUGAAUUCGCUACUCAUCAUAAAAAUGAUCCCAUGCCAAAAGAAGAUGGCACGGAUGAAAAAACUCAAAUGACAGAAUGGGAUCCAACAUCUCUAAAGGUUGAAUUGGACCCUCUUUUUGAACUUACUUUAGCAGCCAAUUAUUUAGAUAUGAAAGAUUUGUUAGAUUUGGUAACCCAAUUAAUAGCCAAAGGACAUUUUACAGAUACAUCAGUAGACGGACUGCAGAAGACUUCAGAAAUAUUGAUGCCAAAGUAGAGAAGCUCAUCCACCCUCUGCUUCUAAUGAUUUCAAUGCCUUUUUUUAAAAUUAGACGAAAUAGUUUUAAUUAAAUAAGAGACCUAGUUAUAAAUACUUAUUGUUCGUGAUAAAAAUUACUAAAUAAAGCAGAUAUUCAACUAUUAAAAUAUAAA